AGGAUUUCUUAGAACUUCCAAAAAUUUGAAACCAUGAAAUACCUAUUAUUGCUAUUAUUAUGUGUUUUCUCAGUUAAGUCCCAAGGUGUUGAUGACUACGAAGAUGAGGGUGGGUUUGAUGCCCGUAGUCAUCGACCCAUUGACCGGAAGAGGGAAGAGCCUCCCAGUCUGAGACCUGCCCCACCUCCCAUUAGUUCAGGUGGCUAUCGGGCUCGUCCAGCCAAAGUAGUUGCCAACAAAAAGAAGACAGAGAAAAGAGCCCCUGAUGCUGGCGGCUGUCUCCAUGCUGAUCCAGACCUGGGAGUGUUGUGUCCUACUGGAUGUCAAUUACAAGAUGAUUUGCUAAAACAGGAAAGACCAAUCAAAAACAGUGUUGCUGAGUUACAUAACAAUGUGGGAUCUGUAUCCCAGACCUCUACUGCCACCUAUCAGUACAUGACUGUGCUAAAAGACAUGUGGAAAAAGAGGCAGGCCCAAAUGAAAGAUAAUGAAAACGUGAUAAAUGAGUACUCCUCAGUGCUGGAAAACCAGAGAAUAUAUAUAGAGGAGACUGUAAAUAGUAAUAUCCCAAUUAACCUUCGUGUGCUCCGCUCAAUCCUGGAAAACCUGAGAAGCAAAAUACAAAAAUUAGAAUCUGAUGUCUCAGCUCAAAUGGAAUACUGCCGCACUCCAUGCACUGUCAGCUGCAACAUUCCCGUGGUGUCUGGCAAAGAAUGUGAGGAGAUUAUCAGGAAAGGAGGUGAAACAUCUGAAAUGUAUCUCAUUCAGCCUGACAGCGCCAUCAAACCAUAUAAAGUAUACUGUGACAUGAACACAGAAAGCGGAGGCAAGUGGACAGUAAUACAGAACCGUCAAGAUGGUAGCGUUGACUUUGGCAGGAAAUGGGACCCAUACAAACAAGGAUUUGGAAAUAUUGCAACCAAUGCAGAUGGGAAAAAAUAUUGUGGCUUACCAGGUGAAUAUUGGCUUGGAAAUGAUAAAAUCAGUCAGCUGACCAAGAUGGGACCCACUGAACUUCUGAUUGAGAUGGAGGACUGGAAAGGAGACAAGGUCAAGGCACACUAUGGAGGAUUCACAGUGCAGAAUGAGGCCAACAAAUACCAAAUCUCCGUGAACAAGUACAAAGGAACAGCCGGCAAUGCUCUCAUGGACGGAGCUUCCCAGCUGGUGGGAGAAAACAGAACCAUGACUAUACACAAUGGCAUGUUCUUCAGCACCUAUGACAGAGACAAUGAUGGCUGGGUAACUGCAGAUCCAAGAAAACAGUGUUCUAAAGAGGAUGGUGGUGGAUGGUGGUAUAACAGAUGCCAUGCAGCCAAUCCAAAUGGUAGAUACUACUGGGGAGGACAAUACAGCUGGGACAUGGCCAAGCAUGGCACAGAUGAUGGCGUGGUGUGGAUGAAUUGGAAGGGGUCAUGGUACUCAAUGAAGAAAGUGUCUAUGAAGAUCAGGCCCUUCUUCCCACAGCAAUAG
Castor canadensis (American beaver) is the source of this 1473-nucleotide messenger RNA. NCBI's taxonomy places the organism in Eukaryota, Metazoa, Chordata, Mammalia, Rodentia, Castoridae. The record is from RefSeq and is a predicted model, not a curated record.